CUAAGUAGGUAAGUUUUACUCUGAUUCUGGAACAACUUUUCUAAAAGCAACAAUGUCCCAUUCAGUGGGAGGAGAGCCCACUGUGGGCUCCGACCCGGAAACCAGAUUAGCUCCGGUAAACCCCAGAGCAGUCUGUAAUCUGUGCAAACGGCUGUACCGUGAUCCUAAAAUCCUGCCCUGCCUGCACACCUUCUGCUCCGACUGUAUCGAGCAGCUGGGGCCGUUCUCGGCGCCUCGGGGCUUCAGAAAUGGCCAGGAGGACGGCGGCGCUAGGACCGGGGGGGAGCGAGUGUCGGUCACCGUUCUCUGCCCUCAGUGUGAUACCGAGGUGGAUAUCCCUGAGGCAGGACCGGCUGGGCUCAGCACGGACCACCUGGCCCUGGAUGAAGUCUUCCUGGAGACCCUGGUGAGCGACGGCCCGCUGGCCUGCGACCUGUGCGGGGAAGGCAGCGCGGAGAGCCGCUGUGAGGUCUGCUGCGUGAAGCUGUGCGGGUUCUGCUGCCAGGCGCACAGGCGGCAGAAGCGGACAGCGUCUCAUUCUCUUCAGGCCGUGGAGGAGCUAAAGGCUCGAGGUCGUCUCUGCCGCCCCGUCCUCUGCUCCCUUCACCCUGGACAAGAGCUGAGGCUCUUCUGCCAAACCUGCGACCUGUCCGUAUGUCUGGAGUGCGCGGCCACGCUGCAUCGGGACCAUCGCUGCUGUCCAACAGGUGACAUCAUUGACCACCAUGGUGACCGGAUCCGGGAGCUGGUCAGCGUGCAGCUUCGACCUCGCCUGCAGAGACUGGAGGAGUCGCUGCAAAAGGUCGAUAUUUCCCAAGAAAAUCUGCAGGUUCGAAUAGAUGCAACGGCCAAUGAAAUUCGAGCUUUUGCACGAGGCUACGCCAGUGCCGUGGAGGCUCACUGCUUGUCCCUGCUGCGCCGCCUAGAGGAGCUCAGGGUGCAGCGCAGAAACCACCUCCACCUGCAGAGGGCGCAGCUGCAGCAGGCUCUCCUGGACGUCAGAGGGAGUGUGGAGUUUGCAGAGCGGCUCCUGAGCUGUGGAUCUGACGCUGAGAUCCUCAGCACCAAAGGCGUGACUCUAAAAAGAUUGACCACUCUGGCUGAGAGUGGAUUCGACCCCCACCUGGCAGCGGUGGCCCCUGACGACGGCAGCAGUAUUUGCUUCCUGCCCAGGGAGCCGGCGGGAGAGGUGGAAGGCUACCCAGUGGUGGGUGUGAUCAACUCGAGGACGGUGGACGUCAGCAGGUGCACCAUCGAAGGGGAAGGUCUGCAGCAGGGAACGGAGGGCCAGAGGGGACAAUUCACUCUGGUGUGUCGAGACUCCGGUGGAGAGCAGCUGAGCCGAGGAGGAGAACUGGUCCUGGUCAGCAUCGUCCACAAAGAGAAGAAAAACUGCACAAUAGAGACGACGGUGGCAGACAACAGUAAUGGAAAGUACAGCGUCUCCUACAAACCCGAGGAACCAGGGCAGUACUCCGUGUGGGUUUGUGUCAGAGGCCAACAUGUUAAGGGUUCUCCAUUUAAUCUGAAUGUGAAGAGGAAGUUCAGGCACCACGGCGGGACCUUUCACUGCUGCACCUUUUGCUCCAGUGGCGGAGCAAAAGAGGCUCGCUGUGGCUGCCCAGGAACCAUGCCAGGAGGAUUUAAAGGCUGCGGUCACGGCCAUAAGGGGCAUCCAGGGAAGCCUCAUUGGUCUUGCUGUGGCAGCACAGUGGAGAAGUCUGAGUGUUUGCCUCAGAGCAUACUGGCUGCUGUUUCCCCUCGGGGACACCUUCGAACUGCAGAGCUCUGAUAAGAUGAUGAAGAGGACAGCAGGAGGGUCAGAGAAGCUGGGAAGUUAAGACUCAGGUUGAUGGUGUAAAGCUAAAAAAGGUUCAAUAUGGAGGCAAUGAGACUAUGGAGAGACAAUCGGUCUGCUGGCUUCUGUAGCUACAGCUCAGCCAGGAGGAGAAACCUAAAGGAGUUUCUCCUCUGGGUUAAAGCUCCGGAGUCACAAUGAGGAAAUUAAUAGUAUUGUGUUUAAAGAUCUAAUGU
Molecule: messenger RNA, 2034 nt
Organism: Cyprinodon variegatus (sheepshead minnow)
Lineage: Eukaryota; Metazoa; Chordata; Actinopteri; Cyprinodontiformes; Cyprinodontidae
Gene: trim45
Product: tripartite motif containing 45
Exons: 8
Coding region: 53-1792 (579 amino acids)
Biological process (GO): positive regulation of DNA-templated transcription
Cellular component (GO): chromatin; nucleoplasm
Molecular function (GO): protein binding; ubiquitin-protein transferase activity; zinc ion binding
Source: RefSeq, a predicted model, not a curated record